Molecule: messenger RNA, 2913 nt
Organism: Trametes versicolor FP-101664 SS1
Lineage: Eukaryota; Fungi; Basidiomycota; Agaricomycetes; Polyporales; Polyporaceae
Exons: 11
Coding region: 1-2682 (893 amino acids)
Cellular component (GO): membrane; microtubule; cytoplasm
Molecular function (GO): microtubule binding; GTP binding; GTPase activity
Source: RefSeq, a predicted model, not a curated record
AUGACGCCACGGCAGGCCGCACCCCAAGGCAACGUCGUGGCCACCCACCAUGAAAAUCUCCUUCACUCGGAGUACGGCAAGAGCUCCAAGGAGCUCAUUGAGUUCAUAGGCCAACUCAGGGCUUUAGGCGCCCAUAUCGACCUUGAACUCCCCCGUAUCGUCGUCAUUGGGAAUCAGAGUGCCGGAAAGUCCAGCCUUGUAGAGGCCAUCUCAGGCAUCAGCGUUCCCCGCGAUGCAGGAACAUGCACCCGUUGUCCCAUGGAAUGUCGGCUGGCACACUCCACCGGCGAGUGGUCCUGCCAAAUCAAGAUCCGCUACGAAUACGACCGAAAGGGAGAGCGGCUCGACGAAGUCAACGAGGUCGACUUCGGGUCUCGUAUCACCGACAAGGCCGAGGUCGAGCACAUGCUCCGCCGUGCACAGGAGGCCGUAUUGCACCCCGACGUCAAGUUUGAGGUCUUCCUCGAGGAUGGCUGGCAAGAGAAGGUCAAGGGGAAGCAACCGCUCAGGUUCUCGCAGAACAUCGUCUGCAUCGAGCUCACGGGCCCAGAUCUCACGGACCUGUCGUUUGUCGACUUGCCUGGAAUCGUACAAAACGCCGAGUCCGAGGUCGUGAACCUCGUCGAAGAUAUGGUGAACAAUUACAUCAAAGGCACUAGUCUCAUCCUAGUCACUCUUCCCAUGAGCGACGACAUCGAGAACCAGAAGGCCGCACGGCUCGCCCACCUCGCAGACCCCAAGGGUCACCGGACUAUCGGCGUCCUCACCAAGCCCGAUACGAUCACCACAGGCUCUACGAAAGCCCGGGAGAUGUGGCUGCAGGUCAUCGAGGGCCACAAGCACGCGCUCCUGCACGGGUACUACUGCACGCGCCAGCCCGACGACGACGAGCGCGCACGCAAGAUCUCGAACGCGGCCGCACGCGACGCAGAGGCCGCCUUUUUCAAGAGCACGCACCCGUGGUCCGCGUCGCAGCACCAGCACCGCUUCGGGACGCAGAACCUCGUGCAGAGCAUCAGCAAGCUCCUCACGCAGAUCAUCCGCGAGUCGCUCCCGUCCCAGCUCGGCAAGGUCGCGGAGCAGCUCGCGGCGUGCACCGCGCAGCUCGACACGCUCCCGCCCGCGAUCGCGACGGAGCCGUCCGCGUUCGUGCUCGCGCGCGUCACGCGCUUUGCCACGGAGCUCGGCGCGCGCAUCCAGGGCGCGCCCGCGCACGGCCGCACGGAGCUCGUGCAGCGCACGCGCCGCGCGUACGCUGCGUUCAAGGACGCGGUGCGUGCGUCUGCACCGCCGUUCGUGCCUUACGAGGAUGCAGCGCGCGCGCCGCGGGAUGUGUCCGCGUAUACGUGGGCGUCGUGUGCGGAGAAGGGCACGCGGAAGCGUGCGGCGCCGGAGAGCGCGGGCGAGGGGAUCAUGUAUCUGGAGGACGUGCGGCGGCACAUUAGGACCUCUGUGACCCGCGAGCUUCCAGGAAACGUGCCAUAUGCGGCGAAGGUCUCGCUUAUACAGACGUUUCAGCAGGACUGGGAGGAAAUCGCGAAGGAGUGCUUCGAGGAGGUGCAAGAGAUCUUCAAGGACACCGUUGCGGAUGUCAUACACGACGAGUUUGACCGCUACAGCAACCUCAAGGCCAUCAUCGGGCCAGUCACUAUGGAACUCAUCAACAGCUGCGCGGAGACGACCGUGGCGCAGAUCCGCACGGUCCUCGCGCGCGAGCACGCGCCGUUCACGCAGAAUGGGCACUACCUGUCCGAGUGCCGCGACAAGUGGCUCGCGAAGUACAAAGACGCGCGGGCUGGCAAGGGCGUCCCCGAGCGCGUCACGCCCGCCCUGCUUGCCGCUACCGCUGCGCCGGUCUUCACUUUUGGCCCGGGCACUCAGGACAAUGCGCCAGCUGCGAAGAAGGCGCGCAGGCACAAGGACAGGCGGGCAUCGGGUCCGCGCCCCACACAGGGCAACAGGUUGAGGCCUGCCUCAGCCUCGACGCCCUCAGGGGCUCAUGCAAACGGGCAGGCUGCGGUACCCCGUCAAAACGGCGAGAUGUAUUCGUCGGAUGCACACUCGUCGGAUGAGGAGGAUGUCAACAUGCCAAGGAUUCCCCACGCUGAGGCUCGGACGGCUACCCCUGCUCCCGCGGCGAAGCCUGCUUCGGGUAUCCCAGCACAGGCCAUCGCUAACAGGCUUGCGACACCCGCGCCCACGCCCGCAUCUCCCUCAAGCGCUGGACCUGUGGUGACGUUUGCGCCGACGCUGCAGGUCGCCACACUGUCCCCAGAGGAACAGGCGAAGAAGGCAGAGCUUACGGCCGAAGCACUCGCCGCGCUUGCUGCGCUUGGCUACACCGGGCUGACGGAGGAAGACCUGGGGAAGCUGAACAAGGCGGACGAGUACGAGGAGGAGCUGCAGCUCAUGGCCGAGGUCCGCGCGUACUUCCAGGUCGCAUACAAACGCGUGAUCGACAACGUCCCGAUGUCGAUCGACUACUAUUUCUUGUACGCGUUCGCGGAGCAGCUGCACGAACGGCUGUUUGAGCGGCUUGGACUCGGCACGGCUAACGCGGCGGCGCGCUGCAGCGCGUACGUCGCGGAGGAUCCGAGCGUGGUUGCUGCCCGCGACGAGCUCAUGGCGAAGAAGAAGCGGCUGGAGAACGUGCAGCGGGCGCUGUACAACUUCGGCUUGUGAGCACAUCCGGUCGGUGGUGCGGUAUGCACGUUACGCUCGGAUGGGGGUUGUACGGUUGGCUUGCACAGAUUGCGCUCUGUUCCAGUAGCACUCCUACCUGUGAAGAGAGGCGUUGAGAUCAUCUCUCUUUGUAUCCAUGUUGCUUGGAUUACUUGUUUGCUUCGAUAAGCACUACUUAAUGUACAGUCAUCUAUAGAGCAGCCAUUAAUGGGCCAUAUACAUAAAUAAUCG